AUGAGAAAAAUUGAUGUCUUUUUAAGACUCCUCAAAAAAUUAAAAAUAGAGUCACAAGCGAGCAGGAGGGUACAAGACUGCAGCAGCAGAGCCACGCCUAAGUCAAAGGAACUUGUUUCUCCAAGCUCUUCUGGAAGUGAUUCAGACACUGAAGUUGACAAAAAAUUACAGAGGAAAAAGCAAGCUGCUCCAGAAAAACCUGAGAAGAAGCAAAAGACUGGUGAAACUCCAGGAGCUUUGUCAUCUUCCAAACAGAGCAGCAGGAGCAGCAGCAGAGAUGAUGACAUGUUUCAGAUUGGCAAAAUUAGGUACUUCAGUGUUUGGGACUUUAAAGGGAAAAAUCUAAUUGAUAUUAGAGAAUAUUGGAUGGAUCUAGAAGGUGAAAAGAAACCAGGCAGAAAAGGUAUUUCUUUAAAUCCGGAGCAGUGGAGCCAGCUGAAGGAACUGAUUUCUGACAUUGAUGAUGCAGUAAGAAAACUGUAAAAUCCGAGCCAUACAAAACCUGCACUGUUCUACUGGUUUUAAUCUGUCUUUUUACAUUGGCUUUGUUUUCUAAAUGUGCUCCAAGCUAUUGUAUGUUUGGAUUGCAGAGCAAUUCGUAAGAUGAAUACUUUUUUUUAAAUGUGCAUUAUGAAAAUUUUUCUGAGUGAAGCUAAUUGUCAACUUGAUGUCAAUGUUAUGUCAGUGAGGUACUUACAUGAGAACUACAAUCACUGAACUUACUGUAUUAAAAUAUUAGCAGAUACAAUCUGAUAAGCAACAUGGUUUGUAUGAAAACGCUGAGCAGGUGUAUGUCAUUACCCAUAGUGUUCUUUUUGCUUAGUCUGCAGAAAAUAAUGUCGUGGGUGAGAUGUUUGAUUUUCUUUCACUUAUUAAAUAUGUUCACCAUGCGAUGAUGUCUAUAAAAUCAGAUAUUGUUAAAUUAGACUAGGAUUUAAUAAAACUUGUGAAAGCUUACA
This is a messenger RNA of Nycticebus coucang (slow loris), 959 nucleotides long. Its product is annotated as activated RNA polymerase II transcriptional coactivator p15-like. NCBI's taxonomy places the organism in Eukaryota, Metazoa, Chordata, Mammalia, Primates, Lorisidae. The coding region runs from base 1 to 483 and encodes 160 amino acids. Gene Ontology annotation, molecular function: DNA binding; transcription coactivator activity. The record is from RefSeq and is a predicted model, not a curated record. The transcript has 2 exons. Gene Ontology annotation, cellular component: transcription regulator complex; nucleus. Gene Ontology annotation, biological process: positive regulation of transcription initiation by RNA polymerase II.